AUGAGGUUUAUACACCCAACCCUCCAGCUCCUAGCUUUAUGCUCGACGACCUUUGCGUCUCCUUGCAAGCCUUCCGCUUCGACUAAGAGUACCGAAGACCCUUCGCUUUCCACCACGCAACUAUCGACUAUUCCCGAGAGUGCUACUGCCACGGAAUCUCUCAGCGAGCCUCCAGCCUUUACCACCGAGUCGACGCUUGCCUUUGAAGCGACUACCACGUCUGGCUUGCUCUCCAUCUCUACCACUUCAGCGGAGCCUUCAACUACGACAUCGGAUCUUCCCCAGCAGCCGAGCAACUUGCUCCGCAACCCUGGUUUUGAAGACGGCACUGUCGCGCCCUGGGAACGAUCCGUUGCUUUCGGAGAUCCCACUAUUUCUACGUCAGAGGCCCUUGGAGGCAGUCAGUCUGGAUUCAUCAGUGGCGCCCCAGGAGGUCCUGCAGAUAUUGGCUUCAGACAACGUCUUGAUUCCUCAUUAUUUGAGGCUGAAAAGCCGUAUACGUUCUCUGUCUAUGUCAAAACGACGGUUGCGGGCAGUUGCUUUACCCGAAUGGUGACAUGUGAUUCUGGGACUGGAUCACAAACUGCAUACUUCAAUUCAGCCAAUAUUCAGGGACCCUUGAAUGAAUGGGUGCUGGCAACAGUGACGUGCUCGUGGAGUCAGGCUCGGUUGGACUCUGGGAUAAGUGUGGCUGUCAGAGGUGUUUGUGAGCGUCUGAGCUUCUAUAUUGAUGAUGCUGUUGUAGAGGCAGCUGCUUAG
Molecule: messenger RNA, 759 nt
Organism: Fusarium odoratissimum NRRL 54006
Lineage: Eukaryota; Fungi; Ascomycota; Sordariomycetes; Hypocreales; Nectriaceae
Exons: 1
Coding region: 1-759 (252 amino acids)
Source: RefSeq, a predicted model, not a curated record